AUGGCGGUGCUCGAUGUCCCUCUUCUCUUCGCGUUCCAUUUCGCGUUGGCCCUCUCUGGGGUGCUGCAUCUUUCUGUCUCAAACUCAACCGUCUCCGCUCGUCAACUGUCUCCUUCCUUCCCCCCCACAGUGCUGCCUACCUCGCGGGUAGCCUCGCUUCCCGCCAGCGCGGGCGCUCCUGCCUUCGUCAAGCCGAGUUCGAUCCACGCGUCAGCUCUCUCCUCGUCUUUCUCUUCUCCCUCCUCUUCUUCUUCUACUUCUCCUUCUUCUCCUUCUUCGUCUGUUCCACAGGCAGCGCUGUAUCAGGUCGGAAGCGCGUUGGAUGCCGCGGCGUCGCAUAGGCCUGCAGUGCAAAUUCAAGAAGCAGUGGUGGACGGAGAAUUCGUGAACGGCAAAAGUGUCAAAGAGUGGAAAGUUGAAAGGUCAUUAUACCAGGCCCUGCACAUGGCCCUCGCCGAAGAACUGGCUCGCGAUCCGAACGUCUGCGUCAUGGGCGAGGAUGUAGGCCACUACGGUGGUUCGUAUAAGGUGACGAAGGACUUUCACGCGCGAUUCGGGAACUACCGCUGUAUGGACACUCCGAUUUGCGAGAACACGUUCACUGGGAUGGCGAUAGGCGCGGCGAUGAAUGGACUGCGGCCCGUCGUGGAAGGCAUGAACAUGGGAUUUCUCCUCCUCGCGUUCAACCAGAUCGCCAACAACGCGGGCAUGGUCCGCUACACCAGUGGAGGAGCCUUCGACGUUCCCGUCGUCAUUCGCGGACCUGGGGGGGUGGGCAAGCAACUCGGUCCCGAGCACUCGCAGAGAAUCGAGGCCUACCUCAUGGCCGUUCCGGGUCUGAAGAUUGUGGCGUGUUCGACGCCCUACAACGCGCGCGGCCUGUUGAAAUCUGCGAUCAGGGAAAACAACCCUGUGGUGUUUUUUGAGCACGUCCUGACGUACAACAUAAAAGAAGAAAUUCCCUUGCUUCCCUACACCCUCCCUCUCGACAAGGCAGAGGUCGCUAGGCAGGGGACGGACAUCACGGUGCUCGCGUACGGGAAGCUCCGUCAUGUCGCUCUCGACGCGGCGCAACAUCUCGAGCAACUCGGCUUAUCUGCGGAGGUUGUCGACCUCAUUUCGCUCAAGCCUCUAGACAUGGAAAGCAUUCAGACCAGCAUCAAGAAAACCGGUCGAUGCAUCAUUCUUGAUGAAAGCAGCCGCACCGGAGGCAUCGGUGGUGAAAUCUUCACUCAGGUGAUGGAGAAUUGCGCCGAUGACCUUCUGGAGGUUCCUGUGCGUCUGGCAACCAAAGACAUCCCUACGCCCUAUGCCGCGAAGCUUGAGGAGGCGACAAUCGUCACACCUCAAGACGUGGUGAACUCUGCGCUGUGGCUCGUGUCCAAGCGUGGGCCGACACCGACAAAGGCGUAACCCUCGAAUCGAAAACAAAAGUUCCCGCUGUUUGAAGUUAAGGAAGAGAGAAUAUGCACGAGGCCACAGAGCGCGAGUUGGCGCCGCACGAUGCUGCGGGUAGAUAGCGUUUGUGGCGAGGCGGCUGCUGUUGGCUCGUCCUCGGGAUAUCCGAAACUGCUUUGUGAACACGCAGAGUGGGAAGUACUACCACCGUUGUUUGUGUGACGUAUCUGCCUCGGUUUGGAAAAAGCGCUCGUGUGUGGAGCAUUUCCACAGCGAUGCGGCCAUGCCGAGGGAGACAAAGGCAAAUGGGGAAGGCAGUAAAGUGAAACUAACAAAAAAGAGACAAAAAAGGUGUUCCCGCGCUU
Messenger RNA from Toxoplasma gondii ME49, 1763 nucleotides. It is a transcript of the gene PDHE1B, whose product is annotated as pyruvate dehydrogenase complex subunit PD-HE1Beta. The record is from RefSeq and is a predicted model, not a curated record. Gene Ontology annotation, biological process: pyruvate decarboxylation to acetyl-CoA. Gene Ontology annotation, molecular function: pyruvate dehydrogenase (acetyl-transferring) activity. Bases 1 to 1413 code for a protein of 470 amino acids. NCBI's taxonomy places the organism in Eukaryota, Apicomplexa, Conoidasida, Eucoccidiorida, Sarcocystidae. The transcript is spliced from 5 exons.